Solanum tuberosum (potato) is the source of this 2028-nucleotide messenger RNA. RefSeq lists its product as uncharacterized. Lineage: Eukaryota; Viridiplantae; Streptophyta; Magnoliopsida; Solanales; Solanaceae. Gene Ontology annotation, molecular function: nucleic acid binding; zinc ion binding. The coding region runs from base 1 to 2028 and encodes 675 amino acids. The transcript has 4 exons. The record is from RefSeq and is a predicted model, not a curated record.
AUGAUGAAUAUAUCUAUUUUGUUGAGGCAUUCAGGAAUUUGGGCUAGCGAAGUUAAUUAUGAAGGAUACAAAAGUGAUGGAAUUGUUGUUGGACAAUCAAUUUCAUUUAUGAAUCUCAAGGCAGCCAUUAUAGCCGAGUUAGAGAUCAAUGAGGUAAGAAAAAAUAUUGAAAUUCGAUAUAUCGUAGAAGGUAAUUCAUGUCCGAUGAAAAUUAAGAACGACAUGGGUGUUAGACUAUAUUUAGAAGUGAAAAAAAGUGAGCCUGGUUUUGCAAUGUAUCCAUUAUGUAUUGAUACAACGGAUAAAAUUGGCGGUGAGAUACAUAGCUUUGAUGGAACAUGCGGAGAGAUUACAUGUAUCGAAGGUACAACAAGGGAUACAGAAGCUCUUGCAGUGGUUGAAUCAAGAAUUUGUGAUUCAUAUUAUAUUCCAGAAUUAGAAGUUACAAAUUACAUAAUUGAUUCAAACAGUAUAGAUGUGAAGACANNUUUUGAAUUAAUCUAUGUGUUGGUGUGCUUUUCGAUUGAAUGUGGUUGGACUAUGAAGGCUUCAUGCAGGAAAAAUUAUGAUGUUUUCAAAAUAAGAUACUUUAAUAGUGAACAUACAUGUCCAGUGCGGGAUAGGAUACUAACCAAAGUUCAAGCAACAGUUGGAUUUGUUAGUGGUGUGACUGUUCCUAAAUUGGUCAAUCAUAAAAGAAUUCAUACUCCAAAAGAUAUAAUUGAUGAUAUUAGAGAAUUCUAUGGGGUUCAAAUAUCUUACCAGCAAGCAUGGUGUGCUAAAGAACGUGCACUAGAAAUGCUAAGGGGUAAACCAUCAGAUGGAUAUAAGAAGUUGCCAAGAUACAUAUGCAUGUUAAAUAAUGUGUAUCCAAAUUCUUAUAUAAGGAUGCACAAGUCAGUGGAAGAUGAAUUCAUGUAUCUGUUCAUAGCCUUAAGACCAUUGAUGAAGGGGCUCGAUUACUGCAGACCGAUAGUUGUUGUCGAUGGUGCACAUCUUGGUGGAGCUUACAAAGGUACAUUUUUAUCAGCAAGCACACUUGAUGGGGAAGGUUGCAUAUUGCCAUUGGCAUAUGGGGUUGUAGAUACUGAAAAUGACUGUUCGUGGACAUGGUUCUUCGAACAAUUCAAAAAUGCAUUUGGCGAGCGUGAAAAAAUGUGUGUUGUUUCUGAUAGAAAUGAGAGUAUUAUGAAGAGUGUAAGAAUUGUGUUCCCAACUGUACCUCACUAUGCAUGCAUAUGGCAUCUUUGGAAGAAUGUCUGUGGAAACUUCAAAAGGGCUAAGGUGGAUAAAGUUGACCACAGGGUUAAGGAGUACCUUGAGGAUGCUGGGUAUGAGAAGUGGUCGAGAGUUCAUUCAACAGUAAAUAGAGGUAGAAUGAUGACUUCGAACAUAGCGGAAUGUAUCAAUGGUUGUCUUGUUGAGGCGCGUCAGUUGUCUAUAUUAGAAUUCUUAGAAGAGGUUAGAAUUCUAUUUGGUUCUUGGCAUUGCAAAAAUAGAGAAAUAGCCUCUUAUACAAAAGAUACAUUGGGGAGAAAAUUUGAGGAGAUAUUGAUUCUAAACGCAUCUAAAUGUUCGAAGAUGAAGGUUGUUCCAUCAUCUGAAUUUAUUUUCUCGGUUUAUGAAGCUGGAAGAAGAUACAUUGUUUGUCUUGAGAGGAAAGAAUGUACUUGUGGCAGAUUUCAACUAGAUGAGAUACCUUGCGCACAUGCAAUUGCUGUUUUAAAGGACAAGAAUGUCACAGAUAUGCAUCCUUAUUGCUCUGAUUACUACAAGCCUGAUACAUUAGCAAAAACAUAUGAGGUUCCAAUGGUUCCAAUGCCAGAUAAGGAAGAUUGGUCGGUUCCUAGCAAUGUUGUAGAUGAAACUGUGUGGCCACCUAGAUAUAAAAGAUUGGCUGGACGACCAAGGAAAAGAAGAAAAAAAAAUGCAGAUGAAAAGAUAAUAGUAAAAAUAAACUGUUGUGGACGCUGUGGUCAAGAAGGUCACAACAAAAGAACUUGUACUUUCUUCCCAAAAGAAAAGUGA